Messenger RNA from Erinaceus europaeus (western European hedgehog), 2920 nucleotides. RefSeq names its product eukaryotic translation initiation factor 4E family member 3 (gene EIF4E3). The transcript is spliced from 8 exons. The coding region runs from base 129 to 1025 and encodes 298 amino acids. Gene Ontology annotation, biological process: translational initiation. Gene Ontology annotation, cellular component: eukaryotic translation initiation factor 4F complex. The record is from RefSeq and is a predicted model, not a curated record. Lineage: Eukaryota; Metazoa; Chordata; Mammalia; Eulipotyphla; Erinaceidae. Gene Ontology annotation, molecular function: translation initiation factor activity; RNA 7-methylguanosine cap binding.
CUCCGUCGCCGGCGCCGCGCGGGCCUGGGGCGAGCUCCCGAGCCGGCGGCGCUCAGCCCGCGCCCUGCUGGCCCCUCCUCGGCUCCCCCAGCCGCCGCCGCCGCCGCGCCGCCGCCGCCAUCUCAGGAAUGGUGCGCGCAGGAGGUGACGGCCACUCCCUGCGCCCCGGGCGCCGCGGGCAUCACUGCGGACAGGGCCCCGGCGCCGCCCGCAGCCCCCCGCGUGCUGCUCCUCGCGCGCCGCUCUCCUCCACCUCCUCCUCCAACGCCGCCGCCGCCGCCGCCGCCGCGCCCCCUCCCCUCCGCCAGAGCGCGCUGCGUGGCCGCCGCCAGUCCCGCCGAGGCAUCCCGCGCCGCCCGGGCCCGGCCGGGCUGGGGGCGCCGCCGCCGCCGCCGCCGCCGCAGGGCCGAGAGGGACGCGCCGGGAGGGAGGCAGGCAGGGCUCCCCGGGACGCAAGGUGGCGACAAGGCGCGUUGGGCCCCAGAUCCCUCCCUGGUGCCACUGCAGCCGAAUAUGCAUCCAAUCUGAAGAAAAUCUACACCGUGCAAACAGUACAGAUAUUCUGGAGUGUGUACAAUAAUAUUCCUCCUGUGACUAGCCUGCCUUUGAGAUGUAGUUACCAUUUAAUGAGAGGAGAGAGGCGACCACUUUGGGAAGAGGAGAGCAAUGCAAAGGGCGGCGUGUGGAAGAUGAAAGUCCCCAAGAACAGCACGUCCACAGUUUGGAAAGAAUUGUUGUUAGCGACUAUCGGAGAACAGUUCACAGACUGUGCUGCUGCAGAUGACGAAGUUAUAGGAGUUAGUGUCAGUGUUCGAGACCGAGAAGACAUCAUUCAAGUCUGGAACGUAAAUGCCUCUUUAGUUGGAGAAGCAACCGUUCUAGAAAAGAUCUAUGAACUUCUGCCACAAAUAGCUUUUAAGGCAGUAUUUUAUAAACUCUUCCAGGAGCUUUUGCUGACAAUUCCAGUUUCCGAACUAAACACUUGGGCAAUGGUAAGGGCUUCGAUCCUGUCUCUAAUUUGCUGACGACCAUGAAUGGGUGGAUGUGAUGCCCGUUGUCUGAAAGGUAGGGUGGGUCUCUGGGGAAGCGGAGCUCCAGGACACAUUGGUGGGGUCUUCAGUCCAGGGAAGCCUGGCCGGCAUCCUGAUGACAUCUGGAACCUGGUGACUGAAAAGAGAGUUAACAUACGAAGCCAAACAAAUUGUUGAGCAAGUAGCAGAGUUUUAAUUACUGUAUUGUUCAUCAGGUUAAAUUGUAUUUAAUUGGCUUUGUGUUUUGUCUUUUUUGCUUCCAUGAAAGGAUUAUUGGGGGUAUUUUUUUUUGGUAAAAAAAAAAAGCCCAUUUAAAUGAAGCACUAUCAUUUAAAACACAUAUAAAAAUUCUUUAACAUGUCUUUGAUUCUGGAUCUCUUUAUCUUCCUUCAUAAGCUUUCUGAGAAGAAGUAGUGCAUGUUGAGGUUUAUCUUUGCUUUUAUGUGCUCUAGCCACAUGCUUAACAUUGAGCACAUUUGAGUUGCAUUUCAUUGGGCUUUCACAAUCCUUUUAUAAAGGGACUGAUCUGUUAACAUCACCCUCUUUAGAUCUAGCAGACAGGAUGUUCUUCCAUACAAAGAAGUGCUUCCAGUCUUUCUGGCCGACCAGUAAGUGAAUGAUUUCAGGCCUGGUGGGCAGUGCUUGUGUCCAUGCGUAACACAGCCCGACCACAGUAGUAGGCAGCUGCAUGUAAUUUUGAACUCCACUCAUUGAACUGUAAUAAAACAAUAUAAGCACUGCUUGGGGGGAAGAUUGGAUGCAGUUAUCCUUACACAAGGCUGGGGCAUAUGAAAGCAGUGCUGGCUGACAAGAGGAUUUUGAGAUUUGAUUUUGAUUGAAUUGCAGAAUUGAACAGGCCAGGAAUGUCAGUGGAAGGCUAAACGCCUGUAGUGCCAUAAAGUUUUAUUCAUGUGAGGCUUUCCAAUAUCAAGUAGAUGGAUUAUUGGAAAAGGUGUCAAGGGACAUGAAAUGGAAGUGCCCAAAACAUAAAAUGUAGGCAGGGGGAGAAAUUACUUCUUGCUUAGUAUAUAAUUAGGUGGGUCUCAAAAAGAGAGAGAGAGAGAGAGAGAGAGAGAGAGAGAGAAAGUGGUUCAUAAGUUCAUAAAAUUGUUUUGUCUUUUUCCUUUUGAAAGAAACAAAAUGACCAACCAACCCAUCAUGUGGAGUAUUUUCUAGAAGGAGAGGGGGAAAAAUUAGGUUUGGUAGUACUUAGAUUGAAGCUCUCUGAUGCCAUUCUUUAAUCCUGUCUAAAACUAACCUGGCCUGAUGGGAUUUCUUAAAAAGAAAAAGAGAGUGAACCAAUAAUAUCACCAUAAACUGGACAGCAGGAACUAUUCUGCUCAGAAACAAGAGAAAGGUGCAUGUUCCCAUGUCAUAACACACUGACUUAUUUCCUAGCUCAGCAGUGCACAGGGUAUUAUACAUGCAUUUGCAUUAGGUUGCUGGUAUCCAAGCCCGGAUGGUAUUAGAGAGGGACAGUCAGUGACAGUGAGCUAGUAGUUCUGCAGUCAAAUUAGACAGGCAGUUGAGCUGGGGAGGACCAAGCUUAUUGCAUUUUCUGUCCAGGUUCAUUGUCCACCUGCAUUGUUUCUGCUCAGAACAUUCAUGAAGUACUUUGAAAAAUUGCCAGCAUGCAGCUAAAGAAACAACUAUAGUGGUUUUUUUGUUUGUUUGUUUGUUUUCCAGUUUUGAAUCUAUUAGCUUAGCAUUCCUAACCAAGAUGAUUUCAGUUAAAUAAUCAAAAAUAAGAAUAUGUACACUUGAUGCCAAGAUGCAGGUGUGUUUUUUCUUUGUCUUCCACCCACCCCAUUCAAAUGUGUUAUGUAUUUAGAAACAUGUUUAUUUGUAAGUGAAGCUUUGUGAGGUUAAAAUAAAAAAAAAAGCAAAUU